GAUUUACUGAAGACCUGGAGCUUGCUUCUGAGAGUGAAUGAAAAAGACCCUAAAUUGUCAACCUUGAAGUUAACAGGCACCGAGAAGACUCUCCUAGAGAAACAUGGAUGGAGUUGGAAAUCUGACAGUAUCUUCCUUCAGUAGUAAUGCAUGCAAUGACACUAUUGAUGAUUUCCGAAAUCAAGUGUAUUCCACCUUGUACUCUAUGAUCUCCGUUGUGGGCUUCUUUGGCAAUGGCUUUGUGCUCUAUAUCCUCAUAAAAACAUAUCAUGAGAAGUCAGCCUACCAAGUAUACAUGAUUAAUUUAGCAGUAGCUGAUCUACUGUGUGUGUGCACACUACCUCUCCGUGUGGUCUAUUAUGUUCACAAAGGCAUUUGGCUCUUUGGUGACUUUUUGUGUCGCCUCAGCACCUAUGCCUUGUAUGUCAACCUCUAUUGUAGCAUCUUCUUUAUGACAGCCAUGAGCUUUUUCCGGUGCAUUGCAAUUGUUUUCCCAGUCCAAAAUAUUAAUUUGGUUACACAGAAAAAAGCCAGGUUUGUGUGUGUUGGUAUUUGGAUUUUUGUGAUUUUGACUAGUUCUCCAUUUUUACUGUCCAAAUCUUACAAAGAUGAGAAAAAUAAUACCAAGUGCUUUGAGCCUCCACAGGACAAUCAAGCUAAAUAUUAUGUCUUGGUCUUGCAUUAUGUGUCAUUACUUUUUGGAUUUAUCAUUCCUUUCAUUAUUAUAAUUGUAUGUUACACAAUGAUCAUUUUGACCUUACUAAAAAAUUCAAUGAAGAAAAAUCUAUCAAGUCGUAAAAAAGCUAUAGGAAUGAUCAUAGUUGUGACAGCUGCCUUUUUGAUCAGCUUCAUGCCGUAUCAUAUUCAACGUACCAUUCACCUUCAUUUUUUACACAAUGAAACAAAACCCUGUGAUUCUGUCCUUAGAAUGCAAAAGUCAGUGGUCAUAACCUUGUCUCUGGCUGCAUCAAAUUGUUGCUUUGACCCUCUACUAUAUUUCUUUUCAGGGGGGAACUUUAGGAGAAGGCUGUCUACAUUCAGAAAGCAUUCUUUGUCCAGCAUGACUUAUGUACCCAAGAAGACCUCCUUGCCAGAAAAAGGAGAAGAAAUAUAUAAAGAAUAG
Budorcas taxicolor (takin) is the source of this 1123-nucleotide messenger RNA. It is a transcript of the gene CYSLTR1, whose product is annotated as cysteinyl leukotriene receptor 1. Gene Ontology annotation, molecular function: leukotriene receptor activity. The transcript has 2 exons. Gene Ontology annotation, cellular component: plasma membrane. NCBI's taxonomy places the organism in Eukaryota, Metazoa, Chordata, Mammalia, Artiodactyla, Bovidae. The coding region runs from base 104 to 1123 and encodes 339 amino acids. The record is from RefSeq and is a predicted model, not a curated record. Gene Ontology annotation, biological process: G protein-coupled receptor signaling pathway.